Chenopodium quinoa (quinoa) is the source of this 1578-nucleotide messenger RNA. Its product is annotated as very-long-chain enoyl-CoA reductase-like. NCBI's taxonomy places the organism in Eukaryota, Viridiplantae, Streptophyta, Magnoliopsida, Caryophyllales, Amaranthaceae. The record is from RefSeq and is a predicted model, not a curated record. Gene Ontology annotation, molecular function: oxidoreductase activity, acting on the CH-CH group of donors; protein binding. Gene Ontology annotation, biological process: very long-chain fatty acid biosynthetic process. Bases 302 to 1234 code for a protein of 310 amino acids. The transcript has 4 exons.
AAUAAAUUGACCUCAUUCAUAAGAGGCCAUGCUCAAUAAACGGGUGGUUGAUCAGUUUUGGGGAAGUUAGGUAUUAAGAUUUCCUACUCCUAACUACACACCAUUAAUAUGACAAGCUAAUUAUAGCCCAAUUAUUUGCCCUUUUAAACCAGGAAUUUCUCUCUCUUAUCAACUGACUACUUCGUUAUGCUCUAGAUUUAAGCUCAUCAUUUGGAUCUCCGCCAAAAUUACCCAGAAAAAUUAAAAGGGUUUGCUGCAAAUUCAAUCUUCUGUACUGGGUUUCUCUUAAUCUUCUCCCAAAAUGAAGGUUUUGGUUGUGACGCGUAGUGGGAAGGAGUUAUUGAAGGGCGGAAUCGAGCUCAAUGAUUCGGCGACUGUUUCUGAUCUACAGGAAGCAAUUCACAAGAGAACCAAGAAAUAUUAUCCUUCCAGACAACGUUUAACUCUUCCUGUCCAACCGGGAUCAAAGGAAAGACCAGCUGUCCUAAACAGCAAGAAGAGCCUCAAAGAGUAUUCUGAUGGUAAUUCAAACACCUUAACUGUGGUGUUCAAGGACCUGGGACCCCAGGUUUCUUACCGUACUCUUUUCUUUUUUGAGUACUUGGGUCCUUUGGUAAUCUACCCCAUUUUUCACUACCUCCCUGUCUAUCGGUUCUUUGGCUACAAAGAGGAGCGUGUCAUACACCCAGUGCAGACGUAUGCUUGUUAUUAUUGGUGUUUUCACUAUUUCAAACGUAUCAUGGAAACAUUUUUUGUGCAUCGCUUCAGCCAUGCAACUUCUCCUCUGUCCAAUGUGUUCCGCAAUUGCUUGUACUACUGGACCUUUGGAGCUUUCAUUGCAUACUACGUGAAUCAUCCACUCUACACCCCUGUUAGUGAGCUGCAAUGGAAGAUUGGAUUUGGAUUUGGGUUGCUCUGCCAGCUUUCAAACUUCUACUGUCAUAUCUUGUUGAAGAAUCUGCGGAGGCCUGAUGGAAAUGGAGGUUACCAGAUACCUCAUGGGUUUUUGUUCAAUAUUGUGACUUGUGCCAACUACACCACAGAGAUUUAUCAGUGGGUAGGCUUCAAUAUUGCUACCCAAACUGUGGCAGGUUAUGUCUUUGCCGUGGUUGCUGCCGGUAUUAUGACUAACUGGGCACUUGCGAAGCAUAGGCGUCUCAAGAAGUUGUUUGACGGUAAGGAUGGAAAACCCAAGUACCCACGCAGAUGGGUGAUAUUGCCUCCAUUCCUGUAGAAAAGAGCUGCAGUAGAUUUCCUGGAUCGACACUGUCUCCAUCGUUCUGUCCCUGUUUGAGUUAGCCCAAUAAUUCAAGCUACAUCUUACUAUAAGUUAUUCAAGCUUCAUGUUCAAGCUACUCGAUUAAUCAUGUUCUCGUUGCUGCAAACUUACUUCAGUGUAGUAAUCAAUCCUGUCACAUCUCUAGAUCAUUCAAGUAAACUUGUAUCCCUAUUUUUGUAUCUCCAUAAGUUUUUCUUUGUUUCCCGUCUUUCAGGAUAAUGAAAUAGCAUUCGAAACCAAUCAUAUUAAUACCUUAUUUAUCAAUGCUUAAACAUAUCUUAAUUUUAAACCUUUCUGUC